GUGAAGAUGAUCGCCGACACGACCGAGGUGAAGCUGCGUAUUCGCGAGAGAUACGUCGUGCAGAUCACGCCGGCGUUCAAGUGCUCCGGCGUGUGGCCGCGGUCGGCGGCCCACUGGCCGAUACCGCACAUCCCGUGGCCGCAUCCGAACCUGGUGGCGGAGGUGAAGACGGAGGGCUUCGACCUGCUGUCGAAGGAGAGCGUGGCGCUUCAAGGUAAGCAGUCGGCCAUGGAGGGUGACGCCUGGGUCUUAUCUUUCACGGAAGCGGAGACCAGGCUGCUGCAGGGCGGCUGCCGCAGGAAGUGUCUCAGCAUACUGAAGACCCUGCGCGACCGGCACCUCGACCUGCCCGGCAACCCGGUCACCAGCUAUCACAUGAAGACGCUGCUGCUGCACGAGUGCGAGAAGCAUCCCCUCGAAACCGAGUGGGACGAGGUGUGCCUGGCCGAUCGUAUAAACGGCAUCUUCUUACAGCUGAUAUCCUGCCUCCAGUGUCGCCGAUGUCCUCACUACUUCCUGCCGAAUCUCGACCUCUUCAAGGGAAAGUCGCCCAGCGGCCUGGAGAACGCCGCGAAGCAAGUCUGGAGACUCACGAGGGAACUGCUGACGAACAGCCGCGCUCUGGAGAAGCUUUAGCGUCUUCCUCCACGCCAUUGCGAGACGCACGAGCAGGGAAUCGAUCGAUGACUCGUGGGGGGGACUUCGGCAACGUCGCCGUCGCGUGAUACAGUAUUCGCAGUUACUGCUAUUACUUAAUACACACUUGUAUCAAGGGCUUAUUAGGAACGGUGCACUUUUGCCUCCGACCGCAUGUAAGCCACUUCGAACUAUACUCGUUUUCCUUUCAAUAACAAUCACGAUUCGACGAGCAAUAACGGUUCUCGGAUAAGCAGCCGGCCUUCGACUUCGUUUGCCUCCUCCUCUCCCCGCCGGUUCGAGUAGUCGUGUGAAAGUUCAACCGCCCAAUCGUCGUUAAGGGUUUAGUUCUAAUACGAAUUCGCAAUGCGCGUCGAUUGGUCCGACUGAAAUCAGUUCUUUGGUCCAACGGUGGAUGAUUUCUUUUCGACCGCGUCGAAUUGUCAACGUUGCUGCCACGAUGAGACACGGGAGAAAAUUACGAAGAGAUGUUACAUCGGGCGCGCGUAAUAAUAGGACGCGCGAAAAAUCCGGCGAAAUUCAUGCGAACGAAGAAGCUUACGAGCGGAUGAAAGGCUAACUUAUAUUAAAUCGAACGAUUAGAAAUAGAGGAAUUAUGAUUUCGUCGCUAGAUCGCUGGAUAAAUUUGGAAGACGUGCCCCCCGUCUUCUGGAUAUUUCGCAACCUUCCGUACAAAACUUCCGCCAACGAAUAUUUCCGCACCCGAAAACGUAUAUUUCAACGAGAUUAAUCGGUUUCUCGCUCUCCGAGUUACUCGCGACAGAAUGAACGAAAGUAUGCGAUACACUUGAAUUAAGUAUCAAUACGAUUAACUGUUUAUACAACACGAAGAGUAAUGCGAUUUGUUGUCUUUAUUGAUUGAUAUUUAUAAUCGGUUAGCGGCGAGCUUCCGACGGUAGCUAGAUCACUCAUUGUUACACACACACGUGUAUGUACAUAUUUUCCUUUCGCAUUAUUUAAAUAAUAUUUAUUUUAUUACCGGGUUAUUAUUUGGAAGAUAUAAAAUGUAAAUAACAAAUAAAUGCAUUUAUCACACGCAUCAUCAAUGAAACGAGCGUUCACCUUCAAUGAAGCGACACAUUACCUCCCUUGAAAUUACGUCCGAGCGAAGUUGAGAGAUUUAAGUCGUCAUGUUAACUCGAUAAAUUAUCGUUACAAUAUUCCAAGCAACAUUACAAUUACACAUCUUCUUUUAAUCAUUGGGAUAUUCGUGUUACGCAAAAGUAUUAAUGUGGUUUUACGCGAUAGUUGUGAAAUUGUGCUAUUUGCUUUGGGGAAAGAUUAUUUCUUAACUCGACGAACUUUGUGAAGGAAUUAACAUUACCUGAAUCGUAAAUAUCGCGU
Messenger RNA from Dinoponera quadriceps, 2001 nucleotides. Its product is annotated as protein mab-21-like. The record is from RefSeq and is a predicted model, not a curated record. NCBI's taxonomy places the organism in Eukaryota, Metazoa, Arthropoda, Insecta, Hymenoptera, Formicidae. The transcript has a single exon. Bases 7 to 636 code for a protein of 209 amino acids.